AUGGUUUUCACAUUUGAAGAAUCAAGAUAUUUGCUACCAUCAGAAGAAAAGCCGAUAGAUUACUAUUAUUGGCUUCGGAUCAUUUUGCGGUUUCUUUCUGAGGUGCAAGAUGGACACAGUCAUAAGUUGUAUUAUCUCCUUGAUACAUUCGAUACUCACAUCCGAGUAGCUACAUUGGAGCCAAGCAAUUUAGAUGAAACCGUAAAAUGCGACUAUUUUUUCCGUUUUGGUAGACCUUUAUGGUACGCUCAAUUAUCGUCGGCUAUCCGAGUUGGCAACAACCUUAGUUUCGAAUUAUAUGUGGUUGUGUCUGAAGAUUGUCAAACUGUUAUUACAUCAUCAUCGUCUGAACCACAUUUGAUCCAAGGAGGUUACCGUGGUGAGACUUUAGCACAAUUGAUACUUCUUUUUGCAUGGGAUAAACAUGCAAUUACUCGCUCUUCUCCUUUAAAUAAGGCUUUUAAUGAUAUUUGGGAAGCUAUUAAAGACACUGACAUAGCAAAUGGACAGUUUCCUGUAAAGAAAAUCAGGAAAGGCACUGAUUUGAUUAUACCAGUUUUAAUCAAUGGAAAAUGGAUGAAGAGAGUGUUACAUUUAUAUUGGUACAGGUCAAAAACCAUUCGAUUAAAACAUCAUAUCGCACAGAAACCACUUCAAAACUUACACCUGAAUAUAUGGGAAUGGAAGAUACUAAAAAAUACACGUUGUCACAUAUAUCUUUUAUAUAUGCAAAUUGGCAUUGAAGAAGUCGAACAUAAAAUUCUCUUAUCAAAGAAUCCAAAUCAGAUAUCUAUCGCACUUUUUGGGUUAACUAAAAAAUUAUAUAACUGUUUGAAUUUCAAAACUGAUGAUGAAUCGAGAAAUCCUUGA
This is a messenger RNA of Funneliformis geosporum, 870 nucleotides long. The record is from the annotation of a GenBank genome assembly. NCBI's taxonomy places the organism in Eukaryota, Fungi, Glomeromycota, Glomeromycetes, Glomerales, Glomeraceae.